AUGGGUUUGCAAACGAAUAAUGAACAAGAAUCAUUGUACUUAAAGGAAAUACUUUCAGCAGUCAGUAUCCAGUCUAGAUUAAUGAAGCAAUGUCUUGAUAAACAUAGGCUUAUGGAUGGCAUUAAACAUUGCUCCAACAUGUUGGCAGAAUUACGAACUUCUGCUUUGACGCCUAAACCUUAUUAUGAACUGUAUAUAUCAGUAUUUGAUUCGAUGCGUUACUUGACGGAUUACUUGCGCGAGUGUCAUGAAACAGGAAAGCAUCAUUUAGGUGAUCUGUAUGAAUUGGUUCAAUACGCGAGUAGUAUCAUACCCCGUCUUUAUCUCAUGAUCACAGUAGGGUCGAUUUACCUAAGUGUCAAAGAUUCCCCUCCCCCACCAGAUAUUAUGAGCGAUAUGAUGGAAAUGGUCAGAGGUGUUCAGCAUCCUCUUCGUGGGCUAUUUCUUAGGCAUUAUUUAGGUGGAAUGACUAGAGAUUUCCUGCCCAACGAUGGCAGCUAUCUCGAUGCAGCGAUCCAAUUUAUUCUAACAAAUUUUGCUGAAAUGAAUAAGCUUUGGGUACGAUUACAACAUAUUGGUCACACAAGAGAUAAAGCAAAACGGGAGUCUGAACGUAAAGAAUUGGGUACACUGGUUGGAACAAAUUUGGUCAGAUUAAGUCAACUGGAAGGUGUGGAUUUAAAAGUAUAUCAGACAGAUAUUUUGCCUGGUAUGCUCAGCCAAGUCAUCAACUGUAAUGAUGUCAUGGCGCAAGAGUACCUGAUGGAAGUUAUUAUUCAAAUAUUUCCCGAUGAGUUCCACAUGCAUUCAUUGAAGCCGUUUUUGGCAACCACAGCACAACUUCACUCCAAAGUAAAUAUAAAGGCAAUUAUCAUGUCUUUACUUGACCGCUUGACCGCAUUUGCCAAAAGUGAAGAGAUAGAAGGGAAUCUUAUGAUGAAGGAAGGAACAACCUUGUUUACCAUGUUUUGGAACGAAAUUAUGGAACUAGUAAAGACACGUCAGGAUUUACCCGUACAAGAUCAAACGUCCCUUUUUGUUUCUCUGGCUAAUUUUUCUCUAUCUUGUUACUCAGACCGUUUAGACUACAUUGACCAAAUCUUGUUGUUCACCAAAGAGUCCAUAUUUUUCAAAGAUACAGCAGAUUUACAUUCCAAGCAGUCGGAAACAAAUGUUCUGAACCUUUUGUUAGCACCAGCUCGAACCUGGGAUGUAUUGACAUUAAUCACUAGCCUCAAAUAUUACCAACCUUUACUUGCAAUGCAGCCGUACAACACACGCCGUUCAGUUGCCUUAGCUAUUCUGGAUAAUAUAUUGAGCAAGGAAACAAAACUGGAACAGCCACAGCAGGUAUAUCAGCUACUUGAGAUUUGUCAUGUCCUGAUCAAGGAAGAAAGUACCAGUACAACUGUUUCUGUAACACAACAGUAUUAUGGGGAUGAGGAUGACCGAGAUGAAAAGGGUUGGGUAGCAAGGCUUGUUCAUUUGUUCUAUUCGGAUGAUGAAGAUGUCCAAUUUUUGCUAUUGUCUGCAGCUAGAAAACAGCUGGAAACAGGUUCAGGUAACCGGAUCAAGGCUAUAUUUCCUUCGUUGAUAGUAUCCAGCUUAAAAUUGGCUAAAAGGUAUCAUAAAUACAACAAAAACAGCCAUAAAACGGACGAACCCGAGGAGAAUAUUAAUGUGAAUGAAUGGGAAAAGAAGAUGACAACGUUAUACAGAUUUAUCCAUCAAAUUAUAAUGAUCCUUUAUCGGCAAGGAGAUAAUACCGAGUCUCAAUGCGUACAAUUUUCUCUGAUGGCAGCACAAAGUGCAGAUUAUUGUGGGUUUGAGCAAAUAGCAUAUGACUUCUUUUUGGAUGCAUUCAAAGUGUAUGAGGAAUCUGUAUCGCAUUCAAAAGCUCAGUUUGAUGCGAUUGUGUACAGUAUUGGGUCAUUGAUGAAGACGUCGACAAGGUUCGCUAGUCAUUAUUCUUACAGUAAACUGAGUACAAAGAUCACGCUGUACUGCACAAAGUUAUUGAAGAAGCCUGAUCAAUCGCGGUCUAUUUACCUUUCGUCUCACUUAUGGGUGAAUGAAUCCCCCUCACGUGUGUUGGAAUGCUUGCAGAAAUCACUCAAAAUUGCUGAUAGCUGCAUGGACACUGUCACGAACGAAUUGCUCUUUUUAGAGUUAUUGAAUCAGUACAUUUAUUACUAUGAGCAGGGAAAUCCAAUGGUUACUGCGAAAUACCUUGAUGGGCUUGUCGAGUUAAUCCAAUCACAUUUAGACGUGAUUGAUCAACCUGACCAACAUCCUUUCACGGCUAACUCAUCCAGUCUAAUUGAACAUGAGAAGGAUGAUAUCAUUCCCUAUGUGACACGUCAAUUUGAAACUGCUGUAACAUACUUGAAAUCCAUUAAAGAUAGGGACGAUUAG
Messenger RNA from Mucor mucedo, 2415 nucleotides. Its product is annotated as vacuolar protein sorting-associated protein 35. The record is from RefSeq and is a predicted model, not a curated record. Bases 1 to 2415 code for a protein of 804 amino acids. Gene Ontology annotation, biological process: retrograde transport, endosome to Golgi; intracellular protein transport. Gene Ontology annotation, cellular component: retromer, cargo-selective complex; late endosome; retromer complex. The transcript is spliced from 10 exons. NCBI's taxonomy places the organism in Eukaryota, Fungi, Mucoromycota, Mucoromycetes, Mucorales, Mucoraceae.